GGCUCGGCCACCUCCCGCCGGCUCCUGCGCCUCCCCCGCGCGCCCCCGGCGCCGCCUCGCUCCUCCCGCUUCCCCUUGACCCCCGCGCUCCCGUGCGCGCGCGCCCGCUUGCCUGUUUCCCGUCGCCGUCGCUACCCGGGUCAUGGCGACCUGCUUCUGGCUGCGGAGCUCCGGGCCCCGGCGCCUCGCGUGGACGUUCCCCGGCUGCCGCCUGCGCCCCCACGCCGGCGGCCCGGUGGCUGCCUGGGGUCCCGCGCCCGGCCCGGCCCCGCUCCGCGGCUACGCUGGGGGCCUGGCGAGCCUCUCCGCCGCGCUGCUGCGCACCGACAGCUUCGUGGGCGGCCGCUGGCUCCCGGCCGCCGCCACCUUCCCCGUGCAGGACCCGGCCAGCGGCGCCGCCCUGGGCAUGGUGGCCGACUGCGGGGUGCCCGAGGCCCGCGCCGCGGUGCGCGCCGCCUACGAGGCUUUCUGCAGCUGGAGGGGGGUCUCGGCCAAGGAGAGGAGUUCAUUACUUCGGAAGUGGUACGAUUUAAUGAUAAAAAAUAAGGAUGACCUUGCCAGAAUAAUCACAGCGGAAAGUGGAAAGCCACUGAAGGAGGCACAGGGGGAAAUUCUCUAUUCCGCCCUUUUCCUAGAGUGGUUCUCAGAGGAAGCACGCCGUGUUUAUGGAGACAUUAUCUACACCUCGGCAAGGGACAAGCGGGCCCUGGUCCUCAAGCAGCCCGUAGGUGUGGCCGCAGUCAUCACCCCGUGGAAUUUCCCCAGUGCCAUGAUCACCCGGAAGGUGGGGGCUGCCCUGGCAGCUGGCUGCACAGUGGUGGUGAAGCCCGCCGAAGACACGCCCUUCUCCGCGCUGGCCCUGGCUGAGCUUGCAAGCCAGGCUGGAAUUCCUCCGGGAGUCUACAAUGUCAUUCCCUGCUCUCGAAAGAAUGCCGCGGAAGUAGGGGAGGUGAUUUGUACGGAUCCUCUGGUGUCCAAAAUUUCCUUUACUGGUUCAACAACUACAGGAAAGGUCCUGUUACGCCAUGCAGCAAACUCUGUGAAAAGGGUGUCCAUGGAGCUGGGUGGCCUCGCUCCAUUUAUAGUAUUUGACAGUGCCAACGUGGACCAGGCCGUGGCAGGGGCAAUGGCAUCUAAAUUUAGGAACGCUGGACAGACUUGUGUUUGCUCAAACCGAUUCUUGGUGCAAAGGGGCAUCCAUGAUGCCUUUGUAAAAGCAUUUGCUGAGGCCAUCAAGAAGAACCUGCGUGUAGGUAAUGGAUUUGAGGAAGGAACUACUCAGGGCCCGUUAAUUAAUGAAAAAGCAGUAGAAAAGGUGGAGAAACAGGUGAAUGAUGCUGUUUGUAAAGGGGCCACCGUGGUGACAGGCGGAAAACGACACCAACUUGGAAAAAACUUCUUUGAGCCUACCCUGCUCAGCAAUGUCACCCAAGACAUGCUCUGCUCUCAUGAAGAGACUUUUGGGCCUCUAGCACCAGUUAUCAAGUUCGACACAGAGGAGGAGGCUAUAGCAAUCGCCAACGCAGCUGAUGUUGGGUUAGCAGGAUAUUUUUACUCUCAGGACCCAGCCCAGAUCUGGAGGGUGGCAGAGCAGCUGGAAGUGGGCAUGGUUGGCGUCAACGAAGGACUGAUUUCCUCCGUGGAGUGCCCUUUUGGUGGGGUGAAGCAAUCCGGGCUUGGGCGAGAGGGGUCCAAGUACGGUAUCGAUGAGUAUCUGGAACUCAAGUAUGUGUGUUACGGGGGCUUGUAGGAGUCUUUGCUUCUUUAAAAACAUUUAAAAGGAGGCUCACCUACAUAUAUAGGUACGUGCCAUCUGUUAUUUUAAACAAACUAAUAGGUUUUCAGAGUUAGGAAUUUUUCAAAACUCAUCCGGUCCUCGUAAUCUUAAGCAGAUGCAAAUCCUACCCCUGCCCUUAACCUAACUAGGGACCAAUACGUGCCACGUGCCUGUGGCCGCAGACUCCAGGAGAACCAGCACUGGGUGUACAGAAUGAGGCCCUGGCUCCUCACCGUGGCCUGGGCUGCCUGAGAGGAGGCACAGCGCGAGGCAGGCCAGCCCCUCGGCCGUCACAAAGGCUUGAUCACUGCCGGGGCCGUGGCACCAUUAUCCCCCACGCGGCUCCAGAAUAUGGGCCCAGAGCAACUUGAAGGAGACCCUUGCCUGUGACUGGCGGGCGGGUGAGAGGCCCAGCACCCCUCCCCGGCACCUGCCAGCUCAGCACCGGAGACAGCGAACGUGCCCCUGGGGUGCUGCGGCAGUUUUCAGGAAGCCGUCUUUCAAAAACAAUAAAUAGCACGGAAUUGUCUGUGCUUCCGAGAGACAUGAAGGAGCACCUCUCCCUAUUCCGGAACCAGUUUUUUACUUGACGUCUUUAUUAUCCUAAAUUUACCGCUGAAUUCUAUUUUCAUUUCUGUCCCGUUUGCCACUUCAUUUCCCUUCCUUGAGGAAACGAGCUCAAGUGUAAAGCAAAGAAUAGCCGGAGCAGCUCGGCAGGGUGGAAGGCAUGCAGGGGCAUGGCCUGGCUCCUUCCUGAGCCGCCUUGUUCCCUGGGGCGUGCGUUCAGCACCUCCCGCCCCAUGCAUACAGUGGAGAUUCCAUACAGGCCUUACUUAGCUCCCUGCAAUAUCGUGAGCCAGAGAGAAACUAAAAGUACUUCACAGAAAAGUGAAAAUUCUAAGGAGAUACAAGAGCCAUUGUUACGAGCAGCGCUGCCCGGCCCUCUUUUGCCUACUGGCAAUGGCUUUGCCAAGAUGGGAGGAGGCCGAUGCCCACCUGCCCACCCGCCUGUGCCUGAAUGAAUGGCUACCACCCGUGGCCUGUUCUUUCUGUCCCGGUGUGGUGCUGCUCCCUCACCUCCACAAGAGCAAAAGCACUUUCACCACAGUCAGCUCAGAAGGGAAAGAAUUUCUGUAAUUGCCAAUCCAGUUUGCAGAAGAGGCAUGAGCCCUUGAAUUUCAGGCACCUUUUAGCUAGCAAGAGUUUUUACAGCUCAUCAUUCAAAUAGCACACAAGAAACAAAAGCCCCUAUGACCAGUGUUGCCUCUCACUUUGAAAGAAAGACUCUGUAAUCUUAAACAGAUGCAAAUCCAAUUAAGAAAAUUCUAAGUUCUUCUAGACAUGCCUCCUAGCAGAAUAAAGGUAAUUCCUGGCCAAGUAGGUGGAGAUGAAGCACCUUCCUUUCCCCAUCUUUCUCUGUGUAGCCUCCCCUUACAUCCUGUGGUUAUUCUGGGUUGUAAAAGGAAAAUGUGAAUGAAAGUAGUGCUAGAUGCAAUUACUCCUGAACUGCACCUGGGAUUUAACAUCCCUCACUGACCCACCGGGAAGCUAAGGUCGAGUGAGUAAAGGUCUGGCAAGUCCCUGUACACACAGGGAGCUGCCUGGCACCUGGCCUGGGGUGUACCAGCCACCUCCCCAAGGAGAAGGAAGAGCUGAAAUUCAUCUCCUAGUGACAUGGCCCUGGCCUGUCAAGAAUCACAUACUCAGCAUUUUGACAGCAUUUUGCUCUUUAUUUGUAGAGUUUUUAGGUGGUUUUAUGUAACAUUCUAAUUAUUUAUGAUUUAGAUGUAUCCAUCCUUUUUCUAUUAAGAAUACAAAUGCUCCAAUGUUAUUUUCUCUAAGUCUGGAUUAGUAAUGCUGAACUGUGUGCAGGAAUACUUCCUAAUACAUUUUUAACAUUGUAAGCCAGUAGAUUCUUUGGUUGGGUGGCGAAUUUUGAGUCUGCCUGCAUAUUUGGCUCAGAGGUUCAUAAAUUGAGGGCCAGAGACUCAUUGUAAUCCCCCUGAUCCAUUUUGUAAUUAGAGGAACUGGCUUAUUGUUUAGUCAAAUGGUCCUUGUUUGUGGAAAGAAGGGGAGGUGUUUUUAACUGAACAUUUUGUUGUCUUUUAAAUAAAGUACCCAUAUGUGAUGUGAUUUUAAAAAUAAAUACAUUGUACAACAUGGACUAGAAAAGAGCCAUCACAUCAGGGGUUGGCAAACUAUGGCCCACAAAGCAAAUCUGGAUGAUGCCUGUUUUUAUACAACUCGUGAGCUAAGAAUGGUUUAUAUGUUUUCAAAUGACUGGGCAGAAAAUCAAAAGAAGAACAAUAUUUCAUGGCACCUGAAAAUUCUGUGGAAUUCAGAUUUCAGUGUGCAUAAAUGUGAUCGAGCAUAGCCGUCCCUAUUCAUUUAUGGUACGGUCUGGGCCCGCUUUCUCGGCAGAGUUGAGUCAUUGGGACAAGGACAGUACAGCCUGCAAAGCCUCGAAUGUUUACUGCUCAUCUCCUUAAAGAAAAAGGGGGGCAGCUCCUGAUCUAGACCAGGAGGGAGAGAUUGCCCUUACUUGCAUUCAUCAGGCAUUAUUUCAUUUUACUGGACACCUCCUGUGAAGAAAGUACUUUUCCAGCAUUGCUUCCGUGAGUUCCCAGAGGAACUUCCCGGUGAUGAUAACGCAGAUGAAUUUAGCCCUAUAACAAGAGUCUAUUGGCCUUGAAAAAACAGGUCUCCUUGAACUUCCUCCAGCUAUGCUGGGAUUCUCAUUAAAGAGCUAAUCUGCUUCUGUUUAUCCAUUUCAGUGGCUUUUGAAUAUGACUUUAUGUGAAGUGCUAUUUGUUUAUUCUACUAAAGAGAUGCGGCAGAAUAAAAAUCAGAAGCAAAUGUAAGCAAAACUGCUUUAUUGUUAACUUCAGUUAUACACUUGAAAUUGUGCCACAUGACUUUUUCCUCUAAAGACUGGAGCCUAGUGUUUUAAUUACCUAUGUGCAGCUAUUUUAAAUAGCACUUUACUUGAAUAAUACUGACGCUGUCAUUGUUUCAUGCCGUACUUUGUGGGAUAAAAUUUAGGAAUGAAUAUGGUGAGGAAUUUAUAAAGUUUUGCUUUUUAAACAUGUGAACAUAACUUAUUUUUCUAGUUUCUGACAAUUGUGUGUUUCAGAGUCUAGCCUGCAGACAGAGUUGUGUGUGCAAUUAAUAAAUGUUGAAUGAACAAACUUUCCUCUCCCGGU
Messenger RNA from Sapajus apella (tufted capuchin), 4980 nucleotides. RefSeq names its product aldehyde dehydrogenase 5 family member A1 (gene ALDH5A1). The transcript is spliced from 10 exons. Bases 143 to 1750 code for a protein of 535 amino acids. The record is from RefSeq and is a predicted model, not a curated record. Gene Ontology annotation, molecular function: succinate-semialdehyde dehydrogenase (NAD+) activity. Lineage: Eukaryota; Metazoa; Chordata; Mammalia; Primates; Cebidae. Gene Ontology annotation, biological process: GABA catabolic process.